Molecule: messenger RNA, 804 nt
Organism: Abrus precatorius (Indian licorice)
Lineage: Eukaryota; Viridiplantae; Streptophyta; Magnoliopsida; Fabales; Fabaceae
Exons: 5
Coding region: 1-804 (267 amino acids)
Biological process (GO): regulation of growth; gravitropism
Source: RefSeq, a predicted model, not a curated record
AUGAAGGUUUUUGAAUGGAUGCAAAAGAAGCUCAAUGGGAGCAGUGAAAAAAAGAACCCAAGUAGCUCAAUUUCAACCAACUAUUACAUCCUGCAUGAACCUUGCAAUCAAGAGUUCAGUGACUGGCCUCAAGCGCUCCUUGCAAUUGGAACAUUUGGUAAUAACAACUUGAAAGAAGAUUCUGGUGGAAGGAGUAACAAAACUGCAGAGGAUUCAUUUUCCUUACAAGAGAUCACACUUGAAGAAGUUGGAAAACUUCAGAAUGAAUUGAACAUAAUUUUUAAGGGAUGGGUGGAACCAAAUUUGGGUGGUGAAAAAGAAAACACCAAUGAUCUGAUCAAGAAGGAACAUUUGAACAGUGAACAUUCAAGGUUGGAACCUGAAGGAAAAGAAGAUGAAUCAGUUUCUGAAGGUAAUUUGUACCCAAGCAAUAGUCUAAUAUGCAAGGGAAAAGGUAGUUGUUUGGGUCAUAGCCGUAAAAGAGGUGUUGGCAAGAAAUCACUUUCUUUCCUUCUUAAGAAGAUGCUUGUUUGCAGAAGUGGAUUUCAACCUACUCCUUUGCUCAAAGAUCCACUUGCCACCGAGUCCAGAAUGGAGAAGAGUUUGAGGGCAAUACUUCACAGAAAGAUAUAUCCUCAAGGUUCAUGUUCAACAACACCCUCUAUAAAGAAGUACCUGGAAACCAGACCAAUUUCCCAGUCUGAUGAUGACGCCGAUGAUGAUGAAGAAGAACACACUAGUGCUGCAGAGAAUGGAAGUAAAUGGGUCAAGACUGAUUCUGAAUAUAUUGUUCUUGAGAUAUGA